Molecule: messenger RNA, 5333 nt
Organism: Anolis sagrei ordinatus
Lineage: Eukaryota; Metazoa; Chordata; Lepidosauria; Squamata; Anolidae
Source: RefSeq, a predicted model, not a curated record
CGCCGCUGCCCCUGGUGCCUCGCUGGCUGUGGAGGGGCGCGGGAGCGGCCUCGGGGUCGGCGGCGAGGGCUGCCUCCUUGCAGCGCGUCUCUUUCCCUCGGCGGCGGCGGCGGCGGCGGCGGGCGGAGGCCGGGGAUGGAGGAGGACGAGGAGUCUCCGGGCGGCGUUGGCGCUGGGCGGCGGGCGGGCGGCGGGCGCGCUCUCUCGGGCCAGUGGGCGGACGCGGCGGCGGCGCGGCCCCGCACCACGGAGCGGCACAUCACGGUCCACAAGCGCCUGGUGCUGGGCUUCGCGGUCUCCAUCCUGGCCCUGCUGGUGGUCACCAUGAUCGCCGUCCUGCUCAGCGUCCGCAUCGAGGAGUGCGGCGCGGGAGCGGGGGACCCGGCGGUGGCGGCUGCGGGGCGGGCGGGCAACGGGAGCGCCCCUCCGGCCGGAGCCCGCCUCAACCAGCCGCACCUCCCCGGGGAGCCUUCCCCCGGAGCGGACGGAGGGGACUCGGCCCCGGCGGAGGCGGAGGAGGAGGGCGAGCGGCCGGCGCCCUGGACCCUGCCCCGCCUGCCGGGCCACCUGCGCCCGCUCCACUACAACCUGAUGCUGAGCGUCUUCUUGGAGAACUUCACCUUCAGCGGCGAGGUCAACGUGCAGGUGGAGUGCCUCCGCGCCACCCGCUACGUGGUGCUCCACGCCCACCGCCUCCGCGUCGAGGCCGCCCGCCUGGCCGAGGACCGCCUGGCCGGAGCCCUCGCCGUGGCCGGCUUCUUCCUCUACCCGCAGACCCAGGUCUUCGUCCUCGUCCUCAACCGCAGCCUCGAGGCCCAGCGCAGCUACAACCUCAAGAUCCUCUUCCACGCGCCCAUCGAGAACGAGCUGCUGGGCUUCUUCCGCAGCUCCUACGUCCUCUACGGAGAGAGAAGGUUCCUUGCAGUUACGCAGUUUUCUCCUACUCAUGCCAGAAAAGCUUUUCCUUGCUUUGAUGAGCCCAUCUACAAGGCCACAUUCAAAAUCAGCAUCAAACACCAAGCAACCUAUUUAUCUUUGUCCAAUAUGCCUGUGGAAACUUCUGUUUUUGAAGAAGAUGGAUGGGUUACGGAUCACUUUUCACAGACUCCUCUCAUGUCCACAUAUUACCUAGCCUGGGCAGUUUGCAAUUUCACGUACCGAGAGACUAUGACAAAGAAUGGUGUUGUGAUCCGAUUGUAUGCAAGACCUGAUGCCAUCAGAAGAGGAUCUGGGGACUAUGCUCUAAAUAUUACUCGGAGACUAAUUGAGUUUUACGAAGACUACUUCAGAAUGCCCUAUUCCCUGCCAAAAUUAGAUCUGUUAGCUGUGCCCAAGCAUCCAUAUGCUGCUAUGGAGAACUGGGGACUGAGUGUUUUUGUGGAGCAGAGGAUACUCCUGGAUCCAAGCAUUUCAUCUAUAUCAUACUUACUUGAUGUCACCAUGGUCAUUGUACAUGAGCUGUGUCACCAGUGGUUUGGUGAUCUUGUGACUCCAGUAUGGUGGGAAGAUGUAUGGCUAAAGGAAGGCUUUGCUCAUUACUUUGAAUUUGUUGGAACUGACUAUCUCUAUCCUGGCUGGAAUUUGGAGAAGCAAAGGUUUCUGACAGAUGUCUUGCAUGAAGUAAUGUUGCUUGAUGGCCUGGCUAGUUCACACCCGGUAUCUCAGGAAGUACAACAAGCCACAGACAUUGACAGAGUGUUCGACUGGAUUGCCUACAAAAAGGAUUAUUUAACAAUUCACAAAUAUGGCAACGCUGCUAGAAAAGACCUAUGGAACACUCUGUCAGAGGCACUUAGAAAGGUUGGGAAAUUUGUGAAUAUUCAAGUAGUAAUGGAUCAGUGGACACUCCAGAUGGGUUAUCCUGUUAUCACCAUCAUGGGAAACGAAACUACAGACAAUAUUGUAGGAAUCUCCCAGGAACACUUUAUUUAUGACCUCGAUGUCAAAACUAAAGAUUCUAGUCUUGGAAACAACAGCUACUUGUGGCAGAUUCCAUUAACAAUUGCAGUAGGAAAUACGAGCCACUUCUCAUCAGAGGCAAUUAUAUGGGUGUCUAACAAAUCAGAGCAUCAUAGGAUUUCCUCUCUCAGUGAGGGAAGCUGGCUGCUGGGGAACAUCAAUCAGACCGGUUAUUUUAGAGUUAACUAUGACAUUAGAAACUGGAAAUUGCUGAUUGAACAACUACUGAGAAAUCAUAAGAUUAUCUCUGUCAGUAAUCGUGCAGGUUUGAUCGAUGAUGCGUUCAAUUUAGCCAGAGCUGGCUAUUUGCCUCAGAAUAUCCCACUAGAGCUGCUCAGAUACCUGUCGAAGGAAAAGGAGUUCCUGCCUUGGCAUGCUGCCAGCCGCGCUCUUUAUCCACUAGAUAAGUUGCUGGAUCGCACAGAAAACUACAACAUCUUCAAUGAAUAUAUUUUAAGACAAGUUGCUUCAAUGUAUCUCAAGCUUGGAUGGCCAACAAAUAAUUUGGACAAAUCCUUUGUUCAAGCAUCAUACCAACAUGAGGAAUUACGCCGUGAAGUGAUUAUGCUGGCCUGCAGCUUUGGUAACAAGCACUGCCACCAGCAGGCAGCAACUCUAAUCUCAGAUUGGAUUUCCAGCAAUAGAAACAGAAUACCAUUAAAUGUGAGAGACAUCGUCUACUGCACAGGAGUUUCUCUAAUGGAUGAGGACGUCUGGGAGUUCAUCUGGAUGAAAUUCCACUCUACUACAGCAGUAUCAGAAAAGAAAAUAUUGCUAGAAGCUUUAACAUGUAGUGAUGACAGAAAUUUGUUAAACAGGCUUCUUAACCUCUCUCUAAAUUCAGAAGUUGUCCUGGAUCAGGAUGCAAUUGAUGUCAUUAUCCAUGUAGCUAGAAAUCCACAUGGAAGAGAUCUUGCUUGGAAGUUUUUUAGAGAAAAAUGGAAAAUAUUAAAUGCAAGAUAUGGAGAAGCAUUAUUUAUGAAUUCAAAACUUAUCAGUGGAGUUACAGAAUUUCUUAAUACAGAGGGUGAAUUAAAUGAGCUAAAGAACUUUAUAAAGACCCAUGAAGAGGGAUCUGCUGCCUCUUUCUCUCGAGCUGUGGAAACAGUAGAAGCUAAUGUCCGGUGGCAAUUGCUUUAUAAAGAAGAAUUAUUUCAGUGGUUGAGAAAAUCACUGGCACACUAAUAAGUGUUUCUAACAAAGACUCAGUGCCAAACUGUGCAAGUGGAGAAGCACGGUAUGAAACUCCAGGAACCUUUGACUGGAAACUCAAUGAAGACCAGUCCAAAUUGGAAGGAUAUAUAGAUAUAGAUAUAUUAUAUUUUUGCACCAGUCUUCUCAGAACUGUAAACUUCAAAGAAAAAAGGAAAAGACUCUGAUGAAGAGAAAAGGUCAUGAAUGCUUACAAACCCCAAUUCCCAUUGUACCAUGGACAAAUGUGAUACUAAGUGGUGCAUGUAAAUGUUAAUGUCAGUUUUUUGGGGGAAAGCCCUCAGAAUAUAUGUGCAUGGUUAUAUUAUUCCUGCCUGUAUUCCAGCAUGCUUACUAAGGGUGUCCAUGUUUUGUAUGUGAAUUUUCAUAACAUCAAAUAUGGGCAUUAUGCAAAAGCACAAAGACUAUCUGUGACAAUCAGUAUUUCAAGAGCAAGGUAGGAUGAAAAGUUGGGUGUAAAAGAUCCACAUGAACAGCAUGUGAUAAAAUUGUCACCUUUUCAUGACGCAGCCCAGUUAGCACUCUGAUUGCCCUUCCUUUAAUGUCUGGAUGUUAAUUCUUUUUUGGAGCUAUGAGUAAUGAUAUAAAUUGCAGUCUAAAUUCUCUCCUUUUAAGCCAAGCACACUUGUAUGUUCAAAGAUAGGAUAUUUCCAAAAAUGUACUUUCAGAGCAAAGUAUUAUUCAUGGCUUUUAUUAAUUUGUUGACCCCACAUUUAUACUGUUUAUGACAAAAAAAAAUCAUAUAUGGGUAGAAUCUUCCUUCAUUCUUCUUCAGUAAAAAGUAUUCAACAAGUGCUGCUCAGUGUGGUAAGUAGUUACACAGCUGUUGUUUGAUAUAAAAAUAUCAAAUUGAUAGAAAGGGCAAAAGAAAAAUCUGUGAGCUAGGAAACCCUGUAUUUGGAUCUAUUGUAAAUAACCGUGAAUAUUCCUUGAUCCAUUAUCCUGCCAGCAUGAAUCCUGUUUCUUUAUAAACAGGUGCCUGAUUAAAAUCAAACUGGAAUGGUGUCUGGAGCAACUGUUAAGGAUCAAACAGAAUGGCAUUUGGAACAACUGUGCUGGCCAGUGUUGAAAAAUAGUCUCCUGUAUCUGUUCUCAUUUAUUUUUAUUCAUGUAAAGUACUUUGUAGAGCUCUUCAAAGGCAGUAGUUCUAAACACACUUACUAGGAAGAGACAUAUACUCCACUGAGCAGAGUGGAAAUUAAGUUUAAGGAUGGCACUCUAUACCUUUAUUUCCCCUUAUUUUGUUCCAAAGAGCUGUAAAAUAAUGAGUUUGUUUAAAUGGGUUUGUUUUCUUCAGAAUUUGGGUAAAUUCUUGCUCUGUUCUAGUAACCAAUAUUGUUACUUUGUUUUAGGAAGUAGCAUCCAUCUUAGGAAGCAUUCUGUCUGGUAUGAAAAAUAAACCGUUGACAGCAUUCUCCAAAGUGGAAGGGAUUUCUACUGCCCCUAUGACCAGCUGCUUAUAAUCUUUGCAUUUUCACUCUCCAACAGACAAGUUGACUGAUCAGAGCCCACAAGAGAAAGAAAUAGUUACUUUUAUCAUGUAGUCCAUGAAGGACAGCUUUUCUCAGAUAAUAACAUCACAAUAGCAGCAACUGCCAGAUUUUUCACAUUAUACAUGAGCCCUAAGUAGGAACUUGGCUAAAAGCCCGUCAAUGACACAAUAGCUUUGCUGACUGGAUUGCUGCCAGACUUGGGUGGAAAAAGAAAUCAAAUAUAGACUUUUGUUUCCAUGGAACUUCAUUUCUUCAAAGAAAAUUUCCCAAAUGUCCCUAGGUGAUCUUGUUCAGCUAAGCAUUGUCACUUUAAUUGUAGUCUACAAAGUAAAUAUUGAAUUAAGUUUGUGGAAUCAUUGAUCAGCCAUUUUCUCCCAUUGGCUAGCAACUGUAACAUCCCGUGGUGAUAGAUGGAUGUUUAACGCAUGACCCUCCAGAUGUUAGUGGCCUGCCAGUCCCAUCACCCUUCAUCCUUGGCAAUUUUGGGAGGUGCCGUUGGGAUCUGCAAUAACAUCAUUAUACAGAGAGGCCCCAUUAUGAAAGACAAAGACCUUUUUUCUUUUAUCUGUUUCAAGUGCUGAGCUCUAACAAGGACCUGAAAUUUCUGUUGUGCUCCAGUGCUAAGGAACUGCUUUUUUUCUGUAAAAACAAAACAAAACAAAACCAAAA